Messenger RNA from Carica papaya (papaya), 870 nucleotides. Its product is annotated as DNA mismatch repair protein. The record is from RefSeq and is a predicted model, not a curated record. Lineage: Eukaryota; Viridiplantae; Streptophyta; Magnoliopsida; Brassicales; Caricaceae.
UACUCUGUAGCCUUUCCCUGAAAAUUGAAGCUAGUUGCUGUAUCACAAGAAUACACUGUUCCCGGCUCUGCUGUUCUGGUUUAUGUUUCCAUAGUGUUGGUGCAGGAUAUAUAUCAAUUAUUGGUUUACUCAGUUUAUAACUUGCUCAAAUGGCCAAUAAUAUAUUGGCGUGGAAGAAAGAGAAAAACAGAACCUAUUAUAGAACAGAGUCUGAGCCCAGAUCUAAAGGAAUAGUAAUCUUGAACAAUUUCUCCAUCUACUCUAUAAAAAUUGCAAAAUGAAAACAAAGUUUCUGGAUUGGUACUUGAAGAUUGCUGUUGGGUCAGCACUUGUUGGAGGUUCCAUGGAGUUGUUCAUGAUUAAGACUGGCUUCUAUGACAAAGUGACCGUUCUGGAGUCAGAGAAGCGGGCUUGGGAAAGUUCCUCGGAGGCUCAGGUGAUUAGAGAAGCUCUUAAUCCUUGGAGAAAUCAUGACGCAGAAGCAAGAAAAGAUUCCUAAUUCUUUUUGUGCUGGAUGUUUGAGUUCCAUGAGGGAGAAAUCUUAGUGUGCUUCACAACAGUUGCUAAAAGUAGUUCUUCACAUCCAUGGGCCAUACGUGUUGGCAAAUUAAGAAUUCUCUGGUGAGAGAGGUUAUUUCUGAUCUCUACAAUUUGUUUCUAUCCUUUAUAUUAUUGCAUUUGACUUGUUCUUGUAUCGCUGCGAAGUUGCCUGAGAUACAGGCUUAAGGGGUGUUAACGAAAUCCUGUGAUGUAAAACUCUUAGCAUUAAUAAGGCUACAUACGAUAUUGAUAGAGUUCGAAAGUCAGAAGAAGAGUUUGUGACUCUUAUAAUAUGAGAUUCUUCGUGAAAUUUGAUUGUUCGAGUUUGAA